AUUCAGACAGAGAUACUGCUUCAGGAAGGUUAUUUUCACUGUUCCUCCUUUCCCUUUAAUGACAUUAUAGCAGUUAUAUUUUUUGGAGCAUGGUGUGUAUCUCAAACAUAUCACAUUUAAACCUGUGUGGUAUUCUUUUGACUUUUCUCACCCAGUAUGUGUCCUAUUAACUUCACUCCGGUAGUACAGAAGUGAACUCACUUUUGCCAAUAUUUAGAUGUUUGACGACAGGUGGCAGUGGGGUGGGAUAGUGUAUGUACAUGAGCUGAUUGUGUUUUUUGUUGUUGAGAAAAGCCUGACCUGUCCUGAUUUUGACCGCAGUGAUGGUAGUUGGUUGGUAACAUGCUGUAUUUUCGGUGGUUCAGUGGGUCUGUUAAAAGUGUGGUUGUUCCGCCCAGCAGGAGCCUUGCUUCAGACUGGCCUAAAAUGGGCAGAAAGGGUGCAGAACAAAAGCUGCUUGUUGCUUGUACAAAAGUACUGAAGCGCUGCAGCCGGGACCAAGCUGCUAUGCUAAUGCCUGUGCCUCUCAACAGGAAAGAGAGCCAAAAUGUUCCCGAAGGGCACGAAGCGCAAGUUUUCCGACUCCAGGGAGGAACCUGUGGCAGGCGGUGAGGAUGUGAAUCAGUCGAGUUUGGCAGCUGUGAGGAUGCUGUCGUCCUACAGCCUGCAGCGGCAGUCCCUGCUGGACAUGUCCCUGAUCAAACUGCAGCUGUGCCACAUGCUGGUGGAGCCUAAUCUGUGCCGUUCGGUGCUGAUUGCCAACACGGUGAGGCAGAUCCAGGAGGAGAUGACCCAGGACGGCACCUGGCAGAUCAUGACCCAGGCCCUGAGUGCUGCCAACGCUGCUGCCCAGUGCUCUGCAGACCGCCUGGUGGCCACCGAGGUGCUGUGCCGGCAGACAGAGGCAGCCCAGGGGGAGCAGGUCCCCAAGCCCUUCCCAGUGGUGGGUUCAGAGGGCUGCCCUGCGAAGGAGGUGUUGGAGGAGGAGGCGGCGGCGGCAGAGGUGGGGAUGACUAUGUCCACUGUCUCCCCCCAAGCCCCAACCUCCUACCUGCCAGGCACCUUUGGCAUGGACCCCUGCUGGGAAGAGGAGGAGACAGGUGAAGAUGAUGAUGAUGAGGAGGAGGAGGAGGACAGUGAGGAGUGUGGGUCUGGCUCAGAGGGGGAGGAGAGGGAGCGUGACAGCCUGGUGGAGGACACCAGGACAGCAGAGCAGGUCUUUGGCACGUUCGAGAUCAAAAACCCUGCGCCCAGCCCCGACCCUGCUCUGGAGGAACUGUUUUCAGACGUGGAUGCGUCUUACUACGACCUUGAUACAGUGCUGACAGGAAUGCAGAGUGUUCCUAAGAUGGGGCCCUAUGACCUCCUGGAGAGCCUGUCCUCCCAUGGGCCCUCACCCCUCAGUUCCAGCACCAGCUGCCGAUCAGACCUCAAUGAACUGGACCACAUCAUGGAGAUCAUAGUGGGCUCCUGAGAAACAACACACUUCCUUGCAUACUUACUUUGCAGACUCUUUACAGACUGUGCACGUGGUGCGUAUAUUUGGAUAUGGUGUUAUUAUACAUUCAGAUGUUGAGGGUUUAUGAAAUCAAGAACUUAUUCAGUGUUACGACAUGCAGCUGUGCAUCUCUAAGUGGGCAGAGAUUACAACCUAUACCAUGAUGAUUUUUCUUAUUUUACAUACUUUUCUAUAUUUCUUUUUGUCAUACAAUCUAUUUUUCCAGUUAUGUUUUUAUUUAUUGUAAUAUGUAUGGACUGAAGAACAAUGUCAUUACACUACACACAAAUAGACCCUCUGAAGCGAUGCAUAUUUUCCUAAAGAGUAAAACAAAUAUUAGUGAAACAUGUACGUACAGUUGAAGUCGGAAGUUUACAUACACCUUAGCCAAAUACAUUUAAACUGAGUUUUUCACAAUUCCUGACAUUUCAUUCUAGUAAAAAAUUCCCUGUCUUAGGUCAGUUAGGAUCA
Molecule: messenger RNA, 1969 nt
Organism: Oncorhynchus tshawytscha (Chinook salmon)
Lineage: Eukaryota; Metazoa; Chordata; Actinopteri; Salmoniformes; Salmonidae
Product: cell division cycle-associated protein 4-like
Exons: 2
Coding region: 548-1474 (308 amino acids)
Cellular component (GO): nucleus
Molecular function (GO): transcription regulator activity
Source: RefSeq, a predicted model, not a curated record